This is a messenger RNA of Cyprinus carpio (common carp), 1127 nucleotides long. RefSeq names its product macrophage mannose receptor 1-like. The coding region runs from base 84 to 1127 and encodes 347 amino acids. The transcript has 6 exons. The record is from RefSeq and is a predicted model, not a curated record. Lineage: Eukaryota; Metazoa; Chordata; Actinopteri; Cypriniformes; Cyprinidae.
GAGUACGCAGAACUUACUAUGGCAAAGCUUGGAUUGGUCUCUAUGAUGAUAUAAACAGCUGGAGAUGGUCUCUUGAUAAUGUAAUGUUUGAUGGAGGAUUUAAAGGCUGGUUUGUUCAGCAACAAGUGAACUCAGGUGGUCAGAGUCUGUGUGUGUACAUGUCAUAUUAUCGGGGAACAUGGAGUGAAGCCUCUUGCUACUAUACACUUCCCUUUGUUUGCUAUGAUGGAAGAGUGAAUGCUAGUACAAGUUAUGUGUUUGUCUACCAGUACAGUAACUGGACUGAAGCACAGAGAUACUGCAGAGAACAUCACACAGACCUAGUCAGUAUCAGAAAUGAGACUGAAAACUUCAAACUUCAAUCAUUAUUUUCAUAUUAUAACACUUUUUGGAUCGGACUGUACAGAACCAGAUCUUGGUCAGAUCAGAGCAAUUCUUCAUUCAGUAACUGGAGAACAGGACAGCCAGAUAAUGCUGGAAACAGUGAAUACUGCACUGCAGUGUCAUUUAGUGACUCCUGGAAAUGGACAGAUGAAAACUGCAACACUGCAUUACCUUUCAUUUGCUACAGUGCAUUAGCAUCAUCUCGUCAGUAUCACUUUGUGAAUGAGUCUAAGACCUGGACUGAAGCUCAGAGAUACUGCAGACAGAAUUACACUGAUCUGGCCACCAUUGAGAACAUGGAGGAAAUGAACAGACUGAUUAACACAGUUAAUGGGAGUAACAAUGGUUCAGCCUGGAUUGGCCUGUAUGAUGAUAUAAACAGCUGGAGAUGGUCACUGGAAGACAAUGAUUUCUAUCAGGAAGGACAGAGAGAUUUCAGGAACUGGUAUCAUGAACCAAACAAUGCUGGGAAUGAACUGUGUGUUUACAUGGAUUAUAAUGGAAACUGGUUGGAUUCAUCAUGUGAGAAUUAUUACACAUUUGUUUGCUAUGACGUGAUGGGGCUUAGAGUGGAAGUUACAAGUCUGGAGAAUCUGUCAGAGUCUCAAAUUGAAGAGCUGGUUAUUAUACAGCUCCAGGAAGAAUUUAUCAGACAAGGACUUCCCAGCAACUUCACCAUGGCAUUUGAGAAACUAUCGUGUGAAGCUCGAUUGGAGCGUCCGCCUGUCAAUCAGCUGACGUAG